Messenger RNA from Limulus polyphemus (Atlantic horseshoe crab), 1387 nucleotides. RefSeq names its product protein enabled homolog. The record is from RefSeq and is a predicted model, not a curated record. Gene Ontology annotation, molecular function: SH3 domain binding. The transcript is spliced from 12 exons. NCBI's taxonomy places the organism in Eukaryota, Metazoa, Arthropoda, Merostomata, Xiphosura, Limulidae. The coding region runs from base 16 to 1371 and encodes 451 amino acids.
AGCGUUAGGCGUGUCAUGGCCUACCAGCCCCAGCUGGAUGAUUCCCGUUAUAACAUGAACAGUGCAUUUCUUCCUGCAUCUGUCACAGAGCAGUCAAUAGCUUCAGCAAGAGCCUCAGUCAUGGUGUACGAUGAUCUUAAUCGACGGUGGCUUCCCAGUGGGUCAUCCAGUGGACUUUCUAAAGUUCAUAUUUAUCAACAUAUUGUCAACAAUACUUUUCGAGUUGUUGGACGAAAGCUACAGGACCAUGAAGUGGUAAUCAAUUGUGCCAUUCUAAAAGGCUUGAAGUACAACCAGGCAACUCCAACUUUUCACCAGUGGAGAGAUAACCGUCAAGUUUAUGGUCUCAACUUCAGCAGCAAAGAUGAUGCUCAUGCAUUUGCAGUAGCCAUGGUUAAGGUUUUGGAAAUUCUGGACCAGAAUAAUUCCACACUUCCAAGGCCUUCUCAACCACCAGUAGUGCCUCAACAUUAUCAGCAACAACAGCCAAUUUAUCAACAGCAGCCUAUUUAUCAACAGCAACAACAAAAACCCAUUUAUCAGGUUCAGCAGCAGCAACAGCAACCAGUCUACCAACAAAUAGGCCAACCAAUGCACAAUGACACUGUAGAAACACGUGGCAGAACAAGAGAAGACUCAGGAGGAGAGAGAAGACAAUCUGCUGUUCAGUAUGCUACAAGUACAGUUGGAAGCUAUUCCAGUACUAGCCACCCAGUGCCUCCAACUAGUGUAUCCCCUAGUGGAUCAGGCCAUCAUCGCUCCCCCUCAGCUCCUUUAUCAACUCCACCUCCAGUUCCACCUCCCAUGCCAGCUCAACCAGCUGUUCCUCCACCUCCUCCUCCUCCUCCUCCAAAUCAUGUAGCUCCUCCAGCACCACCCCCACCUCCUGUGGGUGGUUCCCAGAUGCUUUCUCGACAAGUAUCUACAAAUAGUACCCCAAUGUCACUGGCUGCUGCACUUCAAACGGCAAAGCUGAGAACAACACAGCCAAAGGUGUCAGAGAAUGAACCAACACGGCCUGCUCCUGUUGGGUUGAUGGAUGAAAUGACAAAAACAUUAGCUAGGAGGAGAGCUCAAGCAGAAAAUAAUCAAAACAGUCAAGAUGGAGAGCCUACGACGCCAGGAUCAGAGGGAAAACGAUCCUGGGAAAGGCAAAGUUCUGUGAAUGGUUUCAGCCCUGGAAAAGGUAGCAGUUCUGAAUCUCCAAAACACAUUCGCAGGAGUCUGUUUGAGUCAUUUGUGGAUGGAGACUUGUGUAGAGCUAAUGGCAUUGAUUCAGUAGAUACAGACAGACUGAAACAAGAACUGUUGACAGAAAUUAAAAAAGAGAUUAAUAAAAUGAAGCAAGACAUAAUUGAAGGUAUUAAAUAAGAGUUCACCAGAAGAU